Molecule: messenger RNA, 790 nt
Organism: Drosophila mauritiana
Lineage: Eukaryota; Metazoa; Arthropoda; Insecta; Diptera; Drosophilidae
Exons: 1
Coding region: 61-768 (235 amino acids)
Source: RefSeq, a predicted model, not a curated record
UCAAACAGAAAACACCAAAAACAUUUUUAAAUAUAAGAAAAAUACAAAAAAAAUUGCAAAAUGGAUCCAGUGCAACGGGAAAAGGAAUUGAUUAAAAUGGAAUUGCCAAGGACGAGGGUGCUCGUAACCACCAGCAGAGCGGAUUAUGUGGACCAUACUGGAAGAGCCGUUUACAAUCCCCCGAUUAGGAAAGCCCAAGAGGAUCCCUCUCUAAUAAGUGGUCACUACUGCGCAAAUCUAAAGGUUGGUGGCAUGGAAUAUAAAACAAAGACAUGGCCCCAAUCAAUGGACUGGCGGGAGGACUACGCACAGUUCAUCAAGCGGAACAAGUGGUGUAACGAAAGGAUCUACAAGCUAUUUUUUAUGUAUCCGCCUGUAAACUUCCGAAUUCUAAAGGACUUUGUGAAGGAGCUUCGUAGAACGGUGUACAUGAACGAUUACUCUCGGAACGACUUCGUUUCCUUUGUAAGUCGACGGCGCUAUAGGAACAAAAGAGGUUACUCUCUCAAGGACGAGGACUACCGGACCACAUAUGGGUGCUAUUACAAUUGCCUGCAGGAAACCGAGCCGUUUAAGAGCUCCUUCUAUCCAGAACGUUGGCUAAAGGACACGACUCUGGACAAAAUCGCCACCGAUUUACGAAAACUUUUCACAAAGUACAAUUUGACCACCUAUUUUGAUACCAUAUGCGUGCCGGCCUUGAUGAAAGCUAAAAACGGUGUAAUGCCCUCCACACCAAUUGACCGGUAUCAAUUUCGCAAAUAUUAGCCUGGUGUCCAUACUUACACGU